This is a messenger RNA of Eupeodes corollae, 654 nucleotides long. It is a transcript of the gene Cks85A, whose product is annotated as cyclin-dependent kinases regulatory subunit. The coding region runs from base 119 to 427 and encodes 102 amino acids. Gene Ontology annotation, molecular function: cyclin-dependent protein serine/threonine kinase activator activity; histone binding; protein kinase binding. The record is from RefSeq and is a predicted model, not a curated record. The transcript has 2 exons. Gene Ontology annotation, biological process: regulation of mitotic cell cycle. Gene Ontology annotation, cellular component: cyclin-dependent protein kinase holoenzyme complex; SCF ubiquitin ligase complex. NCBI's taxonomy places the organism in Eukaryota, Metazoa, Arthropoda, Insecta, Diptera, Syrphidae.
CAGCGAUGUCGUUUUUAUCUAAUUUGUUUUUCUGUUUACUCGUUUACUGUACUUUGUGAAUAAAUUUCGAAAAAUUUGUAUCAUUUUCAGAGGAAACUGAUUUAAAAUUUUGAUCAAAAUGCCAGCAGAUCAAAUUCAAUACUCGGAAAAAUAUUUCGAUGAUAUUUAUGAAUACAGACAUGUAAUACUACCACAGGAUUUAACACGCAUGGUACCAAAGGCCCAUUUGAUGACCGAAACUGAAUGGAGGAAUCUUGGUGUACAACAGAGCCCCGGUUGGGUUCAUUAUAUGAUGCAUGCCCCCGAGCCUCACGUUAUUCUCUUUCGACGACCAAGAACCGAUCUUCCAACACCAGCACCGUCCACUGUCAAUGCCAACAGGACAAAUGAACAACAAACACAAACGAAUCUUAUCCUGGGAGCUUAAUACAAAAAAGUUUGAUAUUCCCAAAACCUAAAAUUUGUUUUCGUUUAACUUGAAGUAAUAUUUUUGUAGCACAUAAACAUGUCGAAUAUAUGAACAAAAACACACGAUUUUGAUAUGUUUUUGUUUACAGUUAUUCGAUUAUUUAUGUGCCUCAAUCAACUGUGUACUAUAUGAGCUUUUAACUUUGUAACAAAGUUUCUGUAUAAAAUAUUUUAUUCAAACCUUAA